UCCUACUCUGUUCUGAACAAAAACAUUUUCUCCUCAUCGCCAUUUCUCUGCAACUAUUCGAUUUCUUCAAAAUCUCUUUUAAAUUCCUUUUUUCUUUCGCUUGUCAUCUAAAAACGAAACCCCACCAAACCCAUCUCUGUUCCUUUGGCUCUACUCCAUCGUAGACCAGAAACCGAAAGCUCUGCCCCAACUAAAAUCGUUGGGUAUUCGUUUUUUUCUGGUAGAGAGAUAUUAAAUGAGAUGGAGUCUAAAGCAUUCCCCAGAAGGAAGGGAUUUUAUGUGAGAAUGAAGCUCUUUCCUCACAAAAAUUACAGAGCUCAAGAGAAAAGCUUCUUCAUUAGAUAUUACAAAUGGGUUCUUUGGGUUUCUCUUUCACUUUAUUUUUUUACUUCUUAUUACAUCAGUCAUAACCACAAACCCCAUGAAACCACAACUCCAAUACCCAAAACCCACCUUACGAAUUCCAAAUCUCGAGCUCUCAUCGAGUCUUCCAAUAGCACAUUCCUCCACCAAGUACAACAAAAUCAAGGAUUGUUGGAGUUGAAGGUUUUUGUGUAUGAUUUGCCACCGAAAUACAACGUGGAGUGGCUCUCGAAUGAACGGUGUUCGAACCACUUGUUUGCUUCGGAGGUGGCCAUUCAUAGAGCUCUUUUGAACAGCGAUUACAGGACAUUUGAUCCACUUGAAGCCGAUUUUUUCUUCGUCCCUGUUUAUGUUUCUUGCAACUUCAGCACCAUCAAUGGCUUCCCCGCCAUCGGCCAUGCUCGUUCUCUCAUUGCCUCCGCUGUAGCCCACAUUUCCUCUCAGUACCCCUUUUGGAAUCGCACCAAUGGCUCCGACCAUGUCUUUGUUGCAUCUCACGAUUUUGCCUCUUGCUUCCACACCAUGGAGGAUGUAGCUAUAGCAGAUGGAGUACCAUCGUUCUUGAAAAACUCGAUUAUAUUACAGACAUUUGGAGUAAAUUACAAACACCCAUGCCAAGAUGUUGAGCACGUAGUCAUUCCACCGUAUAUUUCGCCGGAUUCUAUAAAGAACACUCUCGAGAAGUCGCCGGUGACUGACCGGAGAGAUAUUUUUGCGUUCUUUAGAGGGAAAAUGGAGGUGAACCCCAAAAAUGUCAGCGGAAGAUUUUACAGCAAGAAGGUGCGAACAAUGAUCUGGCGAAAAUUCAACGGCGACCGGAGAUUUUACCUGCAGAGGCACAGAUUUGCCGGUUACCAGUCAGAGAUCGUACGGUCAGUCUUUUGUUUAUGCCCACUGGGGUGGGCCCCAUGGAGCCCCAGGCUGGUUGAGUCCGUGGCAUUGGGUUGCGUGCCGGUAAUAAUAGCGGACGGUAUCCGGUUGCCGUUUCCUUCCGCCGUAAAUUGGCCGGAGAUAUCAAUAACCGUGGCGGAAAAGGAUAUCGGGAAAUUAGGGACAAUUCUCGACCACGUGGCAGCUUCCAACCUUACUACUAUCCAAAAGAACUUGUGGGACCCAAGGAAUCGGCGGGCCCUGCUGUUCCACAAUCAGGUACAAGAAGGCGACGCCACGUGGCAGGUGAUUCGUGCACUGUCGGAGAAGCUGGAUAGGUCGCAUAGACGUUCGAGGGCUUUGAACCAAUAAUACCACGCCACGCAAUCAACUUGUGGGGCUGAGUUUCGCACUAAAGGAUGCACUCUUUCCUACGUGGAUAUGGAAUACAGCUGGAGUUUGCAUGAAACUGGCCGUAGAGUGAAGAAUAGUUUUAUUUCAUUGGUGAUGGUGGGGCCCGGAUACAGCUGGUCAAGUAUACAUCCGGGAUUUUAAUAUUGAGGACGUGGCAGCACAGGAUUGGAUAGGCUAAUCAAGCAAAUAUAAUAACAACAGAUACAUGUGAAUGAGGGAUUCUUUUUUCGCCGUUGAAAUAACUAUAAUAUUAAUGAGAGCCCAAUAAAACAAGGAUGGCUGUCGCUGUGUAAAUUUCCGAAUAAUGCAAACAAAUAAAUAAUUCAUGGAGAUUUUCUUCUCUUUUUUUUUUCA
Molecule: messenger RNA, 2001 nt
Organism: Benincasa hispida (wax gourd)
Lineage: Eukaryota; Viridiplantae; Streptophyta; Magnoliopsida; Cucurbitales; Cucurbitaceae
Product: putative glucuronoxylan glucuronosyltransferase IRX7
Biological process (GO): glucuronoxylan biosynthetic process
Molecular function (GO): glycosyltransferase activity
Source: RefSeq, a predicted model, not a curated record